Phascolarctos cinereus (koala) is the source of this 2147-nucleotide messenger RNA. It is a transcript of the gene LSM6, whose product is annotated as LSM6 homolog, U6 small nuclear RNA and mRNA degradation associated. The record is from RefSeq and is a predicted model, not a curated record. Gene Ontology annotation, biological process: mRNA splicing, via spliceosome; maturation of SSU-rRNA. NCBI's taxonomy places the organism in Eukaryota, Metazoa, Chordata, Mammalia, Diprotodontia, Phascolarctidae. Gene Ontology annotation, molecular function: RNA binding. Gene Ontology annotation, cellular component: P-body; sno(s)RNA-containing ribonucleoprotein complex; nucleolus.
UACAGACAUUGCCCCGAGAAGGGGCUUUACCCUUCAGAGGGGCCUAGGACCCCACAAAGUUAAGCCCCCCUGCUCUUGCCCAUCUGCCUCCUUUUACGAAGCAGGAAACGCUGUGGGCACCUGAAGACCAGCUGUGCUCCUUCCCUUCCAGCAGGUUGUCCACUUGGGGCUAAGAUCUCCAGCCACGGUCUCUUUAACCAGGUCCUCUUGGAUAGACUGAGUUCACGCAGGAGAAGUUAUGUUUGGAAUGAGUCAGAAAACCCGGACUGCAGUCCUGUGAAGGACCCCCUUUCCUUUGGAUUGCUACAAUGAGUCUACGGAAGCAAACUCCCAGUGAUUUCCUAAAGCAGAUCAUAGGAAGACCAGUUGUAGUCAAGUUAAAUUCUGGAGUUGAUUACCGAGGUGUCCUGGCUUGCCUGGAUGGCUACAUGAAUAUAGCUCUGGAACAAACAGAAGAAUAUGUCAACGGACAACUAAAGAAUAAGUAUGGGGAUGCAUUUAUUCGAGGAAACAAUGUGUUAUAUAUAAGUACACAGAAGAGAAGAAUGUGAAGAUACCAGGAAAGGAAUAAUUUUUGUAUUUUCAUAUAUUUUUUAAAAAAUUUAAAAAAAUUUUUGUUCCUAUUUUUGUUAUGUAAAUUUUCCUGUUUUCGUUAUAGUUUAUGUACUGACUUGAGGGGAGGAAGUAGAGCUAUUUUAAACAUACAUAAACUAAUGAUUUCAGUUGUAUAUAGUUAUUUCACCUUUUAAGUUUUGGUAACUUUCUUAUAACUGUGUCAGUGAUAAUGAAUUAAAAAAAAACUAAAAGGUAACAGGUUGUUACCUGCUGCUGAAAAAAAAAAUUUUCUCCCAAUUUAAAAUUUCAAGUAAUGAAGUCUACUCUGAAGAAGGUUUUUUUAUUUCUCAUACCCUUGACUGAAAGUAAAACAGUUGGAUGGGAUGAUCUUUCCAAUCAGGCAAUUUCAAAAAGUGUUACCACUUGUUUUAUUGCUUCUCUUCUCUGCCAAGCUACAAGUCACACAAAUAUAUUAAUAGAAAUGCCCUAUUAAAAGAUGUCCAACUUGGGUCUGAAACUUUUUUAAAUGUCUGUAAAUUUUAAAAUGUAGGUGCUAAACAAAUCGCCUGGAAGUAGGGAUUGGGGGAGGGAGGAGAAAGUGAGAGAAGGGUGGAGGUAGGCCAGAAUUAAGUAGUUUGAAUCAAAUGUAAUGGUAGCAUUUCCAUAAAAAGAAUGUGAAGGAAAAGAACUGAGUAUGAAAAGUAGUAUGCAUAGUAACUCUGGGCCAAUUAAGUGAAAAAAAUUUUCAUUUGGUAAGUCUGUCAGCAGUUAUCCUGGUAUCUAUCCACUCCCUUCUUCCCUGAGACUAUUCUAGGUAGAUUUUUUAGAUAUCCUCGUUUCUUUUCCUCAAGCAAAAAUGACAUCAGUAUAAUCUGUUUUUACAAACACAGUAGGGGACAGGGCAUCCCUGUAUAUUUCUACAAUAAUACUUUUGAUUAAAGCAAAGCCUAGUAUUUUCUAAACUCCUUUAGGUUUGAAAUACUAAAUUAUGAUUUGGAAAUAAUCCUAUGUUAACCUUCUAACAUGUUUGGAAAGUAAUUUUAGGGAAGCCUUUGCAAUAGAAGUCUGAACUAAAUUUGAUCGUGGUUUUACCCAGUAGUCCUGCCUCAGACUUCUGCUUUCGUGUUGUUUGGCACAAGAUAGUGGUUUUAGGUAAUAUGUGUCCCACCAAGUGAGGUUUUACAAUUUAUUAAUGGGCUUCCCAAAACCCUGUUUUAUUCUCUGAAUGGUUUUAUGGUGGCUUUAGGAACAACAAAUACAUCUAGGCACUGUGGUUGAAUGAGCACAAGACUAUUGUGCACAUGUCAUAUUGGCCUUCCUCUUUCCUUCCCUUCCUUUGUCUCUACUCUAAUAUAAACAGGUUCUUGGUUCCAGGAACCAGUGGUAUAAUUUUAAACAGUUCUUUCCUUGCAAGUUGGUGGUGGUAGGGAGAAGCCAGUGGUGUGUGGGGUUUUUUUUUUGUUUUAUUUUGUUUUAGAUCAGGGAAUAAUUUGAAACAAUUAUUUUUUAAUUAAUAGCAGGGGAAAGGUGAAAAGAAACAUUUCAGAAGGCUUUGAUGAGUGCACACAGAAAAUAAAACACUUUAUACUAUG